This is a messenger RNA of Drosophila virilis, 517 nucleotides long. RefSeq lists its product as uncharacterized. The record is from RefSeq and is a predicted model, not a curated record. NCBI's taxonomy places the organism in Eukaryota, Metazoa, Arthropoda, Insecta, Diptera, Drosophilidae.
GCACUUGCAGAUCAGUUCAGUUCAGUUGUAUUAAGCAAAUUGUCGAAAACGGAAAUGUCGCCCAUCAAGUUCGUAUCAGUGUUAUUCAUCAGCUCUGCAUUGCUGUUAAUUGCACAUGGAAGACCGCUGGACGAAUUCAGCAGUGAAGAUGAUCGCAUGAAUGAGAUUAGCGCUGAAUUUAUCAGAAAACGGAUUAUGUCAGAUGUGGACCGCAUAUUCAGCAGUGCCGAAAUUCAAAAGUCAAAGGGUACAAAUAAAAUUAAGAGAAACAACGCAGAGACUACCAAGAGUUCCAAGCAUGCUCAUGGCAUGAUCACAUCCAUGCUGAGCUUCGUCAGCAAUGUUUUUAACUUUGGCAAAACAAUGAUACGUAACGAAUAAUUAAAUAUAUUUUUAGAUUUAUAAGUAAAAAUCGUUUAAGAAUCUUUGCACCCAAAUGUAAUUAGAUGUACAGGUUAAACUACCCCUAGAAAUAAAGUUAGUAUUAACUCCAAAUACACAUAAUUCGUAUACCAUU